Molecule: messenger RNA, 3065 nt
Organism: Cyclopterus lumpus (lumpfish)
Lineage: Eukaryota; Metazoa; Chordata; Actinopteri; Perciformes; Cyclopteridae
Gene: slc7a10b
Product: solute carrier family 7 member 10b
Exons: 11
Coding region: 164-1762 (532 amino acids)
Biological process (GO): D-serine transmembrane transport; amino acid transmembrane transport; D-alanine transmembrane transport
Cellular component (GO): membrane
Molecular function (GO): neutral L-amino acid transmembrane transporter activity; L-amino acid transmembrane transporter activity
Source: RefSeq, a predicted model, not a curated record
CAGCCCAUUCAUUCUGCAUGAAUGCGGAGCGAGGAGAGGACAGGAGCACUGGGAGCACUGGGAGCACUGGGAGCACUGGGAGCACUGGGAGCACUGGGAGCACUGGGAGCACUGGGAGCACUGGGACUGGGUGGACGGACCGGACCGGACCCGGCAGGCGGACAUGGAUGGACAGAACGGCAGCAACGGCAUCAGCUGCCGGACGCACGGCCCCGUGACGGACCGCAAGAAGAAGGAGAAGGAGAAGAAGGAGGAGAAGAAGGAGGAGAAGAAGAAGGAGAAGAAGGAGGAGAAGAAGGAGGAGGACAUCCCCGACAGGGUGACGCUGAAGAAGGAGAUCGGGCUGCUGAGCGCGUGCACCAUCAUCAUAGGGAACAUCAUCGGCUCCGGGAUCUUCAUCUCUCCGAAGGGGGUCCUGGAGCACUCGGGUUCGGUGGGCCUGGCCUUGGUGGUUUGGGUACUGGGGGGCUGCAUCGCGGCCUUGGGCUCCCUCUGCUACGCCGAACUGGGAGUCACCAUCCCCAAGUCUGGGGGAGACUACUCCUACGUCACCGAGAUAUUCGGUGGUCUGAUGGGGUUCCUCCUGCUGUGGAGCGCCGUCCUCAUCAUGUACCCGACCACGCUGGCCGUCAUCGCCCUCACGUUCUCCAGCUACAUCCUGCAGCCCGUGUUCCCCGACUGCGUUCCUCCUUACGUGGCCACGCGGAUGCUGUCCGCCACGUGUCUGCUGCUGCUGACCUGGGUGAACUGCUCCAGCGUCCGCAUGGCCACCAGGAUCCAGGACGUCUUCACGGUGGGGAAGCUGAUGGCUCUGGGCCUCAUCAUCGUUGUCGGCCUGGUCCAGAUCUGCAACGGGAACUACGAGGCGCUGACCCCCCAGGUGGCCUUCGCCAUGGACCGCACGCCGUCGGUGGGUCAGAUCGCUCUGGCCUUCCUGCAGGCGUCCUUCGCCUUCAGCGGCUGGAACUUCCUCAACUACGUCACGGAGGAAGUGGUUGAACCCAGACGGAAUCUACCUCGUGCCAUCUACAUCUCCAUCCCAUUGGUGACCUUUGUGUACACGCUCACCAACAUCGCCUACUUCUCCUCCAUGUCGCCCGAGGAGCUGCUGUCCUCCAACGCCGUGGCUGUAACGUUCGGAGAGAAGCUGCUGGGGAUGUUCUCCGUCAUCAUGCCCAUCUCCGUGGCUCUGUCCACCUUCGGGGGGAUCAACGGCUACCUGUUCACCUCGUCCAGGUUGUGUUUCUCUGGAGCCCGAGAGGGUCACCUGCCCAGCCUGCUGGCCAUGAUCCAUUACAAGAAGUGCACGCCCAUCCCGGCCCUGCUGGUCUGCUGCGCCGCCACCAUUGUGAUCCUUUGUAUCGGAGAGACUCACAACCUGAUCAACUACGUGUCCUUCAUCAACUACCUGUCGUACGGCGUCACCAUCGCCGGCCUGCUGUACCACCGCUGGAAGAAGCCCGACCUGUUCCGGCCCAUCAAGGUGAACCUGCUGGUUCCUGUUUGCUACCUGAUGUUCUGGGCGCUGCUGCUGGGGUUCAGUCUUUACUCAGAGCCGCUGGUUUGUGGCGUCGGGUUAGUCAUCAUGCUCACCGGCGUACCCGUCUACUUCCUGGGCGUCCAUUGGAAAGAAAAACCAAAGUGCAUCUACAACUUCAUUGAGAGGGCGACGUACGUGGGCCAGAGGUUGUGCUUCGUGGUCUUUCCUCAGAUCGACCCCAUCGAGAUCGACGAUCCUUCAGAAUGGACUGACCGGUCAUGAGGAAGGAGCAGCUUGUCUCUGAAUACAUGAAGAUCCUUUUUGUUUUUAUUCCUGUGUGAGCUCAGACACUUCUUCCUGGUUUGGGAGCUUCCUGACUGACCUUUGACCCCUCUGAGACUCUGGUUCCCCCUGGAAACGCCUAUUACGUUCUCCUCUUUUCUACUAAAUCGUCAAGUUACAACAACCUAAUGCCAACGGGGUCGCACUGUUGAAAAUGACUGUUCCUCCAUUUUGGAUCCCAUUUGUUCCCUUUUUUCUGUAGCGUGAGAGAACUCCUCCUUCUGAAUGUUGCUGCCUUCAGGCCUUUUCACACCAGGUCCCAAACCAAUCUGUGACCAGCAUCCUGACAGAUGAAGACACUUAAUUGUUUCAGAAACCAGAAGUACAACUCUUUCUGCAUGUAGUGUCACGUUGUUCCCACUAAUAUGCACUUUGUUUUGAUGUUUCUACCAAUGGUGCUUCCUGUUCUACUAGAAGAGGCUAAGUCAGCGGUUUACAUGGAUAAUGCCGUCCAAGCAGAGCAAAGGGAAAACCAGAACUUUGGGUUCUAGAAAUAAGGAAACUUCUUUUUAUCACAUUGGCAGACAUUGAAUUGGUUUCCAUGGAUUUAAGUGCAGACGUUCAUGUUCCCCUGAUGAUGAACCCUAAUGACUUUGGUGAGCCUCAGAGAUUUACAUUUGUGGUUUGGAAUGAAAUUUCUCAACAACUAUUGGAUGGAUUGUGAUGAAAAGAUCGUUCAUGUUCCCCUCAGGACGAAUUGUAAUAACUUUAAUAAGCCUCAGAUUUUGUUAUCUAGCGCCACCAUCAGGUCAACGUGUUAAUGUGUCCGAUAUUUUGGUUCAUGAGCAAAUACCUGCAGAACCGGCAUGACUGUAGACUCUUAUUUCAUUAUAUUUCUUUAUACUUCCUCAUACGAUCACCGUUUCCCAGCAGAGGAGCUAACCAAUCCAAUCGUUACUUUUUUAUGUACUAAUUCAUCUCAGAAUAUGGACAUAAACAGAACACGUUUCACUUUUUCAGAAGCAGCAGUAGAAGUUACUCUCAGGGAGUGAUUGCCUUGAACAUCGUCCAUACAUGAUAACAUGUGAUACGUUAGACUUCAGCCCUCUGGUCAGAUGGAGGUUCUCCUCUAGAGCAGGUUUACUGAGUCAUCUGGAUACAUCCAUCUGGAUCCAUCUGGAUCCAUUUGGAUACAUCUGGAUACAUUUAUCUGGAUCCAUCUGGAUCCAUUUGGAUACAUCUAGAUACAUCUGGAUACAUCUAGAUACAUCUGGAUACAUCUGGAUACAUCUGGAACACGUGC